AUGUUAUAUUAUACAUUUUUAUGGUUGAUUCUUAUUUCAAAUAUUCCAUAUAUAUUAUCCCAACCAACAGCAACUACUUUAUCUUCUUCAAAAUUAUUAAAUAAGAAGCCGUCGAUUACACAAUUUCUUGUUUUUUCAACAAGUUCAGAAACAAUUAUACCAUUUGAACCAAAAAAUGGUUGGAUACUUAAUGAAGAAAAAAAACUUCGUCUGUAUAUAAGUGGUACUAAUCUUCAGAAUAGUUCAAUUGUAUUUUCUGAAACAUUAAAUGAAUGUUCACCAAGUGAUUUUGUUUCACCUGUAUAUCCAUUAUCAUCAGCAUCAAUUAUUGAACUUAAUGUUAAUCUUAAAAGUGUAUUAAAUGCACAUUCAUCAAUAUUUCCUUGUCUAUUAUCAUCACCAUUAUCAGUUAAAUCUAAAUCAAAUAAGACUCAAAUAGACAAUAGUAUACAAUUAGAAGGACCAUAUUUUACACUUUUACGUGAAAAAAGUAGAUUACCAUUUGCAGCAAAAAUAUGUUUAAUUCUAAUGUUAUUUUUAGUCUCGGGUUUUUUCAGUGGUUUAAAUUUAGGUUUAAUGUCAUUAAGUGUCAAUGAUUUACGUUUAAUUGCUGAAUCAGAAGAUUCUUCAAUGCGUCAUUAUGCUAAACGUGUUUUACCAUUACGAAGACGUGGCAAUUAUCUCCUAUGUUCAAUUGUCAUUGCUAAUGUUUUAGUUAAUUCAUUAGGUACAGUUUUACUUGAUUCACUUGUACAUGGUAUAUUUGCUGUUAUUGGUUCAACAGUAAUGAUUGUACUUAUGGGUGAAAUUAUACCACAAGCUAUUUGUUCUCGUUAUGGAUUAGUUAUUGGUUCACAUACCCAUGUCAUAACAUGGAUGUGUAUGUUUAUAACUGGAAUUAUUUCAUAUCCAUUAGGUUUUAUUCUUGAUAAAAUCCUGGGUCAAGAAGUAACUUCGUCUUAUACACGUGAUCAAAUAGCUGGAAUGCUUACACGUAUUAGUGCAGAUAUUGAAAAACCUGAACUUGAUGUUAUUACAGGUGUACUUUCGUUACGAAAGAAAACUGUAAAAGAAGCAAUGACUUGGCUUCCUGAUGUUUAUAUGCUUGAUAGCGAUCGUAAAACAGAUGCUGAAUUAUUACUUGAUGUACAUAAACAUGGCUUUUCACGUAUUCCUGUUUAUUCAAAUGAAAAACCAAAUAUAAUUGGUAUUGUUAAAUUACGUGAUUUUGCUUUAAUUACACCAGAACAAUAUCAUCUAACAGUAAAAAAUCUUCUAGAAUUUCAUACUCAUUCAUAUGGUUAUGCAAAAAUAACUGAUUCUUUAUAUGGUUUAAUGCAAGAAUUCUUAAAAUCUCGUUGGCAUAUGGCACUUGUACAAGAAUUACAAACUGAUGAAGAUAAUAUUGAUCCAGUCUAUGCAACAGCUGGUAUAAUUACACUUGAAGAUGUUAUUGAAGAAAUGUUACAAAGAGAAAUUAUAGAAGAAACAGAUUUCUUCACUGAUAAUCGUCGUAAAAUUCAACGUAAACAAGCUAAAACAAUGGAUUAUACAGCAUUAGUUAAACGACCUGUUAAAGGUCCUUCAAUAAGUCCACAAUUAAAAGUAGCUGUAUUUCAAUUUUUAAAUACAAAUAUUCAUCAAUUUACAUCUGGUUUUAUUUCACAAGAAAUCUUACAAAUUCUUCUUAAUUAUAAUGUAUAUGCAACAAUUAAACGACAAGCAAAUCAAUCGACAAAUUCAAUUUAUCUAUAUAAAAAAGGCUUUCGUUAUGAAUUAUUUACGUUAAUCAUACAAGGAAAUGCGACAUUAGAAUCUGGUGCUGAACGUAUUAUGUCAACUGUUGGUCCAUUUAGUUAUUUUGCAACAUCAUCAUUACUUGCGGAACAUAAAAGUGUAAAAGAUAUUCAUGAUUAUCUUGAUCGUCUUUGUGUAAUGAAUUCUAGAACAAAUAAUAUAACAGAUUUACUUGAUGAAAUUUCUUCAAUAUUUAUUCCGGAUUAUAAUUUAAUUAUAAAUAGUGAAUUACAAAUAUUACAAAUACAUCGUCUUGUUUGGUUAGCAGCUGUUCGAGCAACACAACGACAACGCGCCCAUAAUUCAAAUCAAAAACGUUUACAACCAGAACAAUUAUUAUCAAAUGCCCUUGAUGAAAUUUCAUCAGUAACAAAUAUUCCAAUUGAUAAAAAUAAUUUAACUAAUUUUCAACGUGUAUUUCGAAAUAUUAAAGACAUUCCACGUCAUCCAACACAAAUAACAAAUGGAAAUCCAGAUGCAAAUGGUGAACCAUCAUCACCAUCUGUUUUUAAUGCUAUUAAUUCAUUAAAUAUAGAUGAAAAAACGAAUGUAAAUGAACAACAAGAAUUUACAAAUACUGAUAAAAAUUCAUUAGAAAAACAUGUUCAAUUGGUAACAGCUAUGAUGUGCAAUCCACUUUUAUUAAGUCAACCUAGUGAUGAUCAACCCAAUGGAAAUGCUUUAAAUAAUGGAAAUUGUAAUACUUCAAGUACUUCAAAUAGUUUGAAUGAAGGAGUUUUUAAUUCUAAUAUGCAUAUUAAUCGAAUGUUUGAUGAUGCACAUGAACAUACGUUCGAUGAUGAUCAUGGCCAAGAAAAAGAGUAUUUAAUUGGUCAAGGUCAUUAUAAAAAUCAUGCACAACAACAACAACAACAAACAAUAUUACCAUCAAAUUUAUUUCAUGCUCGUUCGGACACAGAUAUUUUAAUGACUCAUCUAUCACCAAAUGGAAAUGAAAUAAUAAAUAAUAAUAAUAAUAAUGAAUCUAUUGAUCAACCUAGACGUGCACGUUCAAUGCUUAGUACAACCAAAUGUGUACCAUCAUAG
Molecule: messenger RNA, 2844 nt
Organism: Adineta steineri
Lineage: Eukaryota; Metazoa; Rotifera; Eurotatoria; Adinetida; Adinetidae
Source: the annotation of a GenBank genome assembly